AUGACUCGCUGCCACCUUACAUACACAACCGGGGAGGAGUACUCACGCCUACGGCUCCACAUCCGGUUCCGGAGGCGCAUACAGCGGCACCUGGUCGACACUUUCGUCCCCACAGCGUUCCUGGUGAUUCUGUCCUGGCUGUCGUUCUGGCUCGGGACCAGCGCAACUCAGCCGCGCGUCCUGCUCUGCUCUGUCGUUCUAGUGGCAGUAUUGCAGCAUCUGACGGCCGCCAGGGAAGGCCUGCCGCCGUCUCCCACAUGGACGGGCCUUGACAUAUGGACUAUUCUGUGCCUCGGAUUCGUGUCCUCCUCCAUAGUGGAAGUCACCUUUGUCUGCUACUGUAGUGAUACCGCAGCCGACGGCGGUAAUCCUGCGAAUCCAAAUACAGGGGCUCAGCUUCGUGUCGGGCUUUUCAAGGAGACAGCUGUUGGCAUUUCGAGAAGGUCGCAAGAACGAGAAGCCAAAAGCCGCUUGACUCGCAUGGAACAUGACGCUGGCGGAAACCAAAUGACCCUGUUAGGACCAGCUGAGCGCGCCGACAAGUUCUGUAGAACUGCCUUCCCUGUGGCCUUCGCCGUCUCAAACGUCGUCUUCUGGUCCUGGUUGUACUUCAGUCAAGAGAAAUAGUUUCAUCUUCAAGCACAGAUGCACCAAAUGGAAAUCUGGAAAAGCCUGGCACAGCUCCAAUGAUCACUUUCGCUUGAAUGCACAAAGAGGAAAAGAAGGAACAUAACUGAGGUUCUAACAAGAUACUGCUGCAUGAAGGCAAAGUGUUGCUUUUACUGUCGUCGACAAUGAUAAUCCUACUUCUCAGGUGUUUUUGCUCUCUUUUUUGUCAACUAGGCGACGGUAGCGAUUUACCGCUGAUCUACUGACUUUUCUCGGGCCCCUUUAGGAGGGAAUAUUUUAUUAAUGACAUUUAUUGUACCUUCUGAAGUUCACAGAAAAACGCUAACAUAUAAUGACUCGUGUGGUAAUGAGACGGUUGUGACCCCGUUAGGCUACCUUACCUUGACACAGCGAGAGUGGACCUUGGCUCCCAAGGUUCUUUUUUCUACUGCAGUUGAAGGAGCCGUCGAUGUCGUUAGAAUGACGCCGGCAAGGCAUUAGAAAAGUGACUCCAAAUAUAUACGUUUAUUAUACACGUUCAUGUUAGUACCACGCUAACAAACUUGGAAGAUAUCUUCAACACUCAAAACAUCUGAUUAUAUGAGUUCCUGCCGCCUUUAAAGUGGAGAAUGAUCAAGAUUUCGAGUGUACCAAGGUGGAAGCAAAUGCGUGGUUUCUGCUUAUUGCUUAUAUAUUUUCACAAACUAAACCUCGAUGCCAACUCUCAGGUCGGAUCCGUAAAUUAGAAAUGUGGCAGGCAACACUCAUGGCCCGAGGGCAACACCUGCGCGCUUUUGUGAGCUACAGGUCACAAAAGCAAGACGGGAAAACAACGCAAGUUAUGACGGCCUUAUAACUUUUACCUUGAAAUAUCGACUUGAAAAAAAGUUAUUUCGACCUCUUCGCACACCCCAUCACCCACAACAAUCUCACAUGACUUUCCUGCAGUUUUUAUCAGCUUCACCUCUGUUCAGCCACCAUUAAGGUGAAUUGGUGGCAUAGAUUGGGAUCCAGCUGGUUACAAAUUCAAAACAAUGAUUACCGUUGCUAUUUCCUCAUUGGAUAGUAGUUGUGCUUUACCCUGUCUGAUGCAGAGCAUGCUAUAUGCCAUAAUUUUGACGCCAACGUAGAGGUGUCAUUCUUUUAUGUUGGCAAUCGAUUUCUAGAGUUCUCGCCGACGUAAAACUUGUUGCAGGUUCAAUGCGUUUACCAUGGUCGGCACUUGACCAUUGCUAAGAUGUCUGACGUACUGCUUGUACUAUUUGAUGUUUGUGCUGCCCGCUUAUACAAGAACAUGUGAUAAUCGCAACGCUUCAUUAGAGCAUCUUACCGAGUGGCCACAACAAGACCAAAAAGGGGAGAGCAGGCGCUAAUCUAGGAACCAUUGUCAACUACGUCGUCGGUCAGGGACGGAAUAGUUUGGGUCGUGUUGUAAUGCUCAUAAGCGGAGGUGGGCUACGAGCGCUGUUUGCGAUUUUUUACUAGGCAGUAGUUUGUUAGAUUGUCUACUUGACCUGUUUUGCUUCGCCGUUACAUUUUGUUUACAUUACGUAUCUUCACGUCGGGCAUGUUGUAUGGUUUUCUGCCUUUUUUGUGUGAUAGUGGUUACCCUGCUUGACUCUCCAUAUCUACAAUCUGUUCUAGCGUCUCCUGAUAUUUUAAAUUUUUUUACUGUGGCCACUAUCUAAAUAACAAAUUGCUAUUUGGGUGCUUGCAACCGUGUUGCACACUGACACCUGUGUGCUCGUGUUACCCUUCACAGCGUGCAACAUUUUCCUCUUUCUUUUUUGCUGGUGCUCUAUUGCUUUAAUACCGAUGAAGCUUGGGUAGAUGUAUCCAAAUCUGCUCAUUUUUUUAUUUUAGAAUGUUUGGCCAUGCCUUGGACACGUGUGCUGUUCAUCGACAUGCACUGUUCAUUGCUGUCUCGUUUGUUUCCACUCGUGCGG
Messenger RNA from Dermacentor andersoni, 2555 nucleotides. RefSeq names its product gamma-aminobutyric acid receptor subunit delta-like. Gene Ontology annotation, cellular component: membrane. NCBI's taxonomy places the organism in Eukaryota, Metazoa, Arthropoda, Arachnida, Ixodida, Ixodidae. Gene Ontology annotation, biological process: monoatomic ion transmembrane transport. The record is from RefSeq and is a predicted model, not a curated record. Gene Ontology annotation, molecular function: monoatomic ion channel activity; transmembrane signaling receptor activity.